Messenger RNA from Ilex paraguariensis (yerba mate), 326 nucleotides. Lineage: Eukaryota; Viridiplantae; Streptophyta; Magnoliopsida; Aquifoliales; Aquifoliaceae. The record is from the annotation of a GenBank genome assembly.
AAGCUGAAUCUGGGUAUUUUACAACCAGGCUACGUCGUGGGGGUAAGUUUAACAAAUGGGGUGGCAAAGUUUAUGUUGGUGGUAAGAUCAAUCACUUUGGCAUGUGUCACAAUGAUCACAUGUCUCUAAAAGAGUUGGAUUAUAAUUUAAAAAGCUUGGAAUUGGGAUAUUUUGACAAUCACAAAGCUGGUAAUAUGUGGAUGGUAAUGGAAAAUAACAAUGACACAAUGCAAUUGUCAAAUUGGGUGAAUAAGAAAUCAUUGAUUGAUGUAUAUGUGGAGCACAGAGGUGAAGAUGGGUUCAGUGUAAAUCAUGUGGAGUCAUAA